CGUUGCUGAUCAGUGAACGGAUUAGCCAUGGAAUUGUGGAGGUGCCUGCUGCUCUGCCUGGGGCUUACAUCGAUGGCUGAUCUGGUGGUGCCACUGUGCGUUCCGCCGCUCGACCACUGCAUUGAAGAUAUGGAGGUGGCAGAUGCUAAAGAGCGCUUGGACUAUGUCCUAGCCAAAUAUGAGGAGCUGGAAAUGAAAAUUCCCGGCGAGCCAGUUGGAUUGCACGGCAAAUUGGUAACGCGCGGAGAAAUCGAGGAGCAUCACAUUGUGUUCCGGUAUAUGGACAAUACACCAAAUGACAUCAUCCAGACCUGUGCGUUUGUGGUCACCAAUGCGCCCGGUCACUGCGAGACUAUUGGGACGUUCUGUUCGGGCUUUCUGCCCCGCAUGCCGCGUCCGUUGCUGGCACGCAAGUCGCUGAACGUCUGCGAGGAUGGGGUACAUGUAGCGGAAGACGAACCGGAACCGGAAGAGGAGGCCGAUCCCGAGGAAGAGGAUGACCAGCAGAACGAUGAAGCGGAGAGACCGAUGAAGGAUGAGACUGAGGCAGCCCCAUCGACAGAGGCAACCAAAGUUAAUGAGUUUCUGUGAUUUCAACACGACGACAAGCUCCCCAUGUUCUCCCACAUUAUCGUUUCCAAGCAUCCCAAAAGUAUUCUACGAUUACUUCUAUUAACUCCUAACAUUUCCCUUUGGCUGUGCCAUGUCAUGGCUUUCCCAAGAUUCAGUUAGAAAGCUUCGCUCUGGUCCGUUCCGAGAGCAGCAACAACUAUGCGGCUUUAUAGUUCGACAUCCGAACCGGGCUCCUUAGAUGGCGCCUGCGCCUGAACGGAGGGCUGCACAGUGGUACUAAAGUGUGGCAGAAUUGUUAGGAAAUAAGUAUCUUAUUUCUAUCUGUGUAAAAUUGUGUAUUUUAUUAAAAAAAUUAU
Molecule: messenger RNA, 929 nt
Organism: Drosophila obscura
Lineage: Eukaryota; Metazoa; Arthropoda; Insecta; Diptera; Drosophilidae
Exons: 4
Coding region: 28-591 (187 amino acids)
Source: RefSeq, a predicted model, not a curated record